Medioppia subpectinata is the source of this 612-nucleotide messenger RNA. Lineage: Eukaryota; Metazoa; Arthropoda; Arachnida; Sarcoptiformes; Oppiidae. The record is from the annotation of a GenBank genome assembly.
ACCCGAUUGUGUCACACAUUCCUGAAAUACUGACUGACAUUUCAAAUAUUGCAAUCUCUGGAUCUGUUUAUUACUUAGUCUGUAGUGUUUUGUGUCUAUAGUUUACGCGUUGUUUUUUACAUAGUUUUACAAAUUAUAAUAAUUGUUAUUAAAAUUUAUUUUAUAUUUUCGUGUAAUUCAAGUUGUGUUUCAGUUUAUAUUAAGAUUUUAUUUCCACUAAACGAUUGUUUAAUAAGUUGUUGAAAUGUUUUAGAGAAUACUUUUUAUUAGUUAAAUGUUUUAAUAGUUAUGAUAUUUGCCAAAACACUUUGAGUUUAAAUAACGAUAACUUCUUUGACUGAUUUAUCUAUUUUAAUGGUAGUGAUGGGAGAGGACGGCAAUCGCAACGCUGUAUUCGAUGAAAUCCGCAAAUUUUCGCAAAGAAAACUCAAAAAGGUUGAAACGAAAGUGACCUCAGGUUCGGGUGAAGUAAUCACUGAGAAAAGAGGGGCCAAAGGAGUGCAGACAAUCAAACACGAAGGCCUCAUAGGAUCCGGUUAUGUGAUCGACAAUAAACCUGACCUUCAGGUCGGACUCAUUAUUCCUGGACUUAUGAUUUUUCAACUAUACCUC